CUCCGCCCGCACGUCACACUGUGAAGAUGGCUGUCAGGUUGUAGCCGCUCAGCGGUUGUCGUCUCCGCGACUCGACUCUCAGCGGCAGGAUGCCGUCCCCUAAAGCGCGAGGUAAUGGCAGCCGCCACGAGUUCAUGUCUCUCAGCAGGACCAAUUCGCCGCAGCAGCUCCAGCGACAAGGUUCAGACCCGACCUCUGCCCGCAUGCGAGCCUCUGAAAGCCCGACUCGGCAGCGAGGCUCCGGCUCCGGCUCCUUGACUUCCGGGCAGGCGCUGCCCGAGGAGGACUGCAUUCGCCUGAACCCGUCGUUCGUGGGGAUCGCCCUGAGCUCCCUCCUAGCCGUCGACCUGUGGCUGUCCAAGCGGCUCGGCGUGUGCGCUUGGGAGGACUCGUCGUGGGGCAGCAUUCGGCCGCUCAUGAAGCUGAUCGAGGUGUCCGGUCACGGCAUCCCGUGGAUCGCGGGCACGGUGUACUGCCUGUGGAAGAGUGACAGCGCGGCGGCGCAGGAGGUGCUGCUCAACCUGCUGCUGGCCCUGCUCCUUGACAUCCUCCUGGUUGGCAUCGUGAAGGCCCUGGUCCGACGGCGCCGGCCAGCCCACAAUCGGAUGGACAUGUUCGCCACCUUCUCCGUGGACCGCUAUUCCUUUCCCUCUGGACAUGCCACACGGGCUGCCAUGGGGGCCCGAUUUCUGUUGACACAUUUGGUGUUGGCAGCACCGGUGCGAGUGCUGAUCCUCCUGUGGGCAGCGAUGGUCGGGCUCUCGCGGGUCAUGCUGGGACGGCAUAAUGUCACCGAUGUGGCCUUUGGUUUUUUAAUGGGGUACAUGCAGUAUGGUUUGGUUGAAGCUUUGUGGGUGUCACCUGCCAGUCUGCGGGGCAUCCUGGGCUGAUGGGAUAACAAACUGUUGUGGAAGGACAUUGGUGAGUUGGGGUGGGGGGUGGGGGUUGAUGUCACAUUGGGGGGAGCUCAGGACCAGCCCACCUGGAUCUGACAAGGUGACUGCAAAAGAGAAACAAACACCUUUGGAGUGACCUCUGAUAUCCUGGGGCAUACUGGGCAGAGUGUGCCAGGGGAAGCUCCUGUCACUUGAGCCUCUCUUGUGGCUUUGUCGCUUUGAUUGGGGUUAUUGCUUCCUGCAGGAUAGGAGGAUAUUAAAAAAAAAAAUCAAAAAACAAAGCAAAUUUCAUAGCUGAACAAUUUGGUGACCGUGAUGAGCCUGGGCACUGUGGCCAAUCUAGGAAAUUCUAACUAACGGACUCUGAACUGGACUGCAGCUAAAUGGCGAGACACAUUCCAGUAGUGAAGGGUGCCACGUGUUAACAUGUCUGUCUGUCUGUCUGUCUGACCAUUAGAGCUUUUUGUCGCAGUUUGUAUUACUGACCAGAAAGGUCUGUAGCCUGCCUUACUUGUGUCCACCUGCCUGACCAGUGGGUCAGGAUGGGGGGGCCUUGUGUACGUCAUACUGAGCGCUGCUAUGUCCUGCCACCAUCUCCAUUUGUGACGUGGGGCCAAAUUGUCUGCAUGCUAAGUGUGUCCAGCUGUUUUUAGUGGUGUCCUGUUUUUCCAUGACAUUCAUUGUUUAAGGGGACUUGUGGGGACCUGUGGUGUCUUAUUUAAUAAAAUCUCAUGUCCACUCUUC
This is a messenger RNA of Polypterus senegalus (gray bichir), 1640 nucleotides long. It is a transcript of the gene plpp6, whose product is annotated as phospholipid phosphatase 6. Bases 90 to 890 code for a protein of 266 amino acids. NCBI's taxonomy places the organism in Eukaryota, Metazoa, Chordata, Cladistia, Polypteriformes, Polypteridae. The transcript is spliced from 2 exons. Gene Ontology annotation, molecular function: sphingosine-1-phosphate phosphatase activity. The record is from RefSeq and is a predicted model, not a curated record.